Messenger RNA from Eutrema salsugineum, 4297 nucleotides. RefSeq names its product protein transport protein SEC16B homolog. The record is from RefSeq and is a predicted model, not a curated record. Gene Ontology annotation, cellular component: endoplasmic reticulum exit site; ER to Golgi transport vesicle membrane. The coding region runs from base 291 to 3956 and encodes 1221 amino acids. Gene Ontology annotation, biological process: Golgi organization; COPII vesicle coat assembly; autophagy. Lineage: Eukaryota; Viridiplantae; Streptophyta; Magnoliopsida; Brassicales; Brassicaceae. The transcript is spliced from 13 exons.
CAAAAAAAAAAAAAUCAAAGACUCUCUCUCUCGUUUCGAUCUCAAAGAUUUCACCGACUAAUCGGAGUUUGGAUCGGAGAUUGGAUCCGGGAAUUCAUCGGGAAUCCUUUGUGGGGUUUGGAUCUGUAAAUGGCGCUUGGCUCAAAUUAGUCUUGAUUUUCCUUAAAUCUACUUCGUUUUGCAAUUGAUCAUUUUCGUGAAGCUUGCAGAUCCGUCGAUCUCUCGCGGAGAUUUUUGUGAGGGUUUAGGUUUAGGGUUUUUAUCCCGAUUUCGAUAGCGUUUACAAAUUGAUGGCUUCGACUCCUCAAUUCCUGCUGGAUGAUCAAACGGACGAGGAUUUCUUCGACAAACUUGUUGAUGACUCCUUCUCUCCCAGCGAAGCUCACGCUUCAUCUUCUGCUAAAGAGCUGAAAUUCGACGACGGAAGUGACUCCGAUGACGCCAAAGCGUUUGCGAAUCUCUCCCUCGUUGACGAUUCUGUGGGUGAUGGGGACGUAACAUUGAACGAAGCAGGCCCGAGGAUCGAUGUUGCAAACGAGGGUACAAGUAGUUCGCUGGGAAAAGAAGAGCCUUCAUCAAUUGCUAUGGAAGCUGUUCAAUUUGCGCACAGUGAUGACAAUAAGUUAAGAGAUGAUGUGCUGAGAUCGGAGGUUGAUGAUAUGCCACUAUCUGAAACAGCAAAAGAAAGCAAUACAAUCGAUGGAUCUGGGAGUCCUGGGGUUAAGGAGGUUGAUUGGGGCUCUUUCUAUGCGGAUUCGUCUGUAAAUGACGGUCAUGGGUUCGGUUCAUACUCUGAUUUCUUCACUGAGUUGGACGGAUCUACAGGAAAUUUACAGGGAAAGGCGGAGGUAGAUGUGGUUGCUGCAGGAAACUUUGUAUCCAAUCCUACAAAUUUAAGUGUUGGUUUAAAUAAUUCGGCAGGUUUCGAGCAACAUCAGGGUGAAGUGAAUCACGUUUCUGAAAAUGGGCAGUACGUGAAUAACAGUCAAUCUUGGGAAAAUCUCUAUCCUGGAUGGAAAUAUGAUGCAAGUACUGGCCAGUGGUAUCAAGUUGAUGGUGGCCAUGAUGCAAGCAUUAUAAAUUCACAGGAGAGCUAUAUUAACCCAGCGAGUAAUUGGGAAAGCGCUGCUUCUACUUAUAACUCGGAUGUUGCAUAUCUGGGAGAGAGCAAAACAUCUGCAGUGGCUGCCACAGCUGAGAGUGUGUCUACCUGGAACCAGGUUUCACAAGUGAGCAAUGGAUAUCCAGAACACAUGGUCUUUGACGCGCAGUAUCCAGGAUGGUACUAUGACACAAUUGCUCAAGAAUGGCGCUCCCUGGACAGCUACAACCAGGCUUCUCAAACAACUGGAAAUAGUCAAGCUCAUGAUCAGCUUUUCUCUCCAAGUACAGGAAGAUCAAAAGAUGGGCGUCCACCACAUGCACUUGUCAAUUUUGGAUUUGGCGGAAAGCUCAUUGUUAUGAAGGAUAGUAGUGGUUCCCUCCAGAAUUCAUCAUUUGGAAGUCAGGGAACUGGAGGAAGCUCUAUAUCUGUCCUAGACUUGGCGGAAGUUAUUUCUGGGAAUGCCUCUUAUUCAAGUCUCGGGGAAGACUCUUCGAGUUACUUUCGUUGUCUGCAUCAACAAUCUCUUCCAGGUCCCUUGGUUGGAGGAAAUGUUGGAAGUAAAGACUUACAUAAGUGGCUUGAUGAGAGAAUUUUACAUUGUGAAUCUUCCGACAUGGACUUUGCUAGAGGGAAGCUUUUAAAAUUGCUUCUUUCUUUGCUCAGAAUAUCUUGUCAGUAUUAUGGGAAACUCCGGUCUCCUUUUGGAACUGAUGCAACGCAAAAGGAAAUGGAUUCUGCAGAAUCAGCAGUCGCUAAACUUUUUGCGUCUGCCAAGAAAGAUGGCGUACAAAAUGGUAGUUAUGCUCCUUUUAGCCAAUGCUUACAUCAUUUACCACCUGAAUCACAAAUGCAAGUAACUGCCUCAGAAGUGCAGAAUCUUCUGGCUUCUGGUAGGAAAAUGGAGGCUCUCCAAUGUGCCCAAGAAGGUCAUUUGUGGGGACCAGCGCUUGUUAUCGCGGCCCAACUUGGGCAACAGUUCUAUGUUGACACUGUGAAACAAAUGGCCCUUCGCCAGCUUGUGCCCGGGUCACCUUUACGGACAUUGUGCCUGCUGGUUGCAGGGCAACCAGCUGAAGUGUUCUCCACUGGAAGUACAAGCGAUAUCAGUUUUCCUGGUUCCAUUAAUGUGGCUCAACAGCAACCCCAGUUUGGAAGUAGUAGCAUGCUUGACAAUUGGGAAGAGAAUUUGGGUAUAAUAACUGCGAACAGAACCACAGAUGAUGAGCUUGUGAUUACUCAUCUUGGAGAUUGCAUGUGGAAAGAAAGGGGCGAGAUAAUUGCGGCGCAUAUUUGCUAUUUAAUCGCGGAUAAGAACUUUGAUCCAUACUCAGAUAGUGCCAGGCUCUGCCUUGUCGGAGCAGAUCAUUGGAAAAAUCCUAGAACUUAUGCAAGUCCAGAGGCUAUACAGAGAACCGAGUUAUUUGAAUACUCUAAGACGCUGGGAAACUCUCAGUAUAUCCUGUUACCGUUUCAACCAUAUAAAGUCAUAUAUGCCCAUAUGCUGGCUGAAGUUGGUAAACUUUCGGCUGCUCAGAAGUACUGUCAAGCAGUAUUGAAAUGCCUCAAGACUGGCCGAUCACCUGAAGUGGAAAUGUGGAAACAGUUUGUUUUGUCACUUGAAGAGAGAAUCCGUUUCCACCAACAGGGCGGGUAUACUGUGAAUUUGGCCCCAGCAAAAUUUUUUGGAAAAGUGCUAAACUUUAUCGAUAGUACGGCACAUCGUGUUGUUGGGGGCAUACCACCUGCACCACUUUCAAGAACAGGAAGCCUUCAGGUAAAUGAGUAUCAUCAUCAACAGCAGGAAUCCACUAAGUUAGCAUAUAGUCAAUCGGUUAAUACAAUGUCAUCAUUGAUGGCACCUGCUUCAAUGGAACCCAUACAUGAUUCGGGUGGAAAUGGGAGGAGAAUGGCAGUACAUACUAGAAGCGUAUCAGAGCCAGAUUUCGGUAGGACGCCAAUACAGGAUAUGGCUGACUCCUCGAAAGAAAUGGCUGGGGUUACACAGUUGAAAGCAUCUGGGACUGUGACAGGUUCGCGGUUUAGUCGCUUUGGUUUUGGCAUGCUAAAGGACACUGUAGGGAGGGUCUUACAAGUUCGAUCAUCCAAAGAGGCAAAAUUGGGCGCAGAAAAUCAAUUCUACUAUGACGAGAAACUAAAGAGAUGGGUGGAGAAAGGUGUGGAACCCCCAGCUGAGGAAGCUGCACUGCCUCCUCCUCCAACAAUAGGCACAUUCCAAAACAACUCAUUGGGUUAUGAAAACAAAUCUGACGUGAAUCCAUCUAGUGGGAGCUGGAGUUCCAGCGGUCCAACUCCGUCAGAGAAUUCUUCAGGAAUCCCACCAGUCUCACAGAGCUCGAAUCAAUUCUCAGCUCGUGGACGUAUGGGUGUACGUGCAAGAUACGUCGACACCUUUAAUCAAGGCCGUGGAAACUCUCAGACCAUGUUUCAGUCACCUUCCAUACAAUCUCCUAAACCACCAAUCCCUGCAAAAGCAAAAUUCUUCAUUCCAGCAACACCUGCAACGUCUUCAAACGGCCAAGUAAUGGAACCUGCUGCUGCUGAAAUCAGACAGGAGGAGAACGCGGCAGAUGAAUUAGUAGCCUCAUCAGGUGCGCCAGCACAAAUGACGAUGCAGAGAUAUCCAAGUAUGGACAACAUCAAAAGAAAUGGAAUGGGAAUAAGCCUCAACGGGGAUCAUCAUCCUCCUCCUGCUUCCAGAAGAACAGCUUCGUGGAGCGGAAACUUCAACACCUCGUUUACGCCUCCAACUAGUCCAUCAACCUUCAAACCAGUUCUACUCAACAGUAGCAGCAGCAGCGUAGGAGAAGAACUUCAGGAAGUGGAACUAUAAGUCACCGGAAAACUGGAAUUUCACAAAGUUUUGGUCGGUGUCGCAGGUAGGAAAGUUCUCGACACAAAAACCAAUCAAUUCCUUGUUGAUCCAUGAGGAAAACAGAGAGCUUAGUGAGCCUCCGUCGUCUUCUUAUUCAAUGAUAGGGGCAGGCAGUAUAAUUGCAUUUUGUAUAGAUGAUUCAUUGCUUCAUUUGGGUUUUGACAAUGGAACCAAAAGUUUGUCUUCUAGAGAGCUGCAAUACUAUAGCUUUUGGCUUUUGCUAAGUAUAUAAUAAGGUCAGAUCUGACCGAAUUUACUUGUAUUAAUUUCUGUUAUUCGUCAAUUUUUAUAUUGUAAGA